Labrus mixtus (cuckoo wrasse) is the source of this 5224-nucleotide messenger RNA. RefSeq names its product cytoplasmic phosphatidylinositol transfer protein 1-like. Gene Ontology annotation, molecular function: phosphatidylinositol transfer activity; phosphatidylinositol binding. Bases 278 to 1318 code for a protein of 346 amino acids. The record is from RefSeq and is a predicted model, not a curated record. The transcript is spliced from 8 exons. Gene Ontology annotation, biological process: phospholipid transport. Gene Ontology annotation, cellular component: cytoplasm. Lineage: Eukaryota; Metazoa; Chordata; Actinopteri; Labriformes; Labridae.
GACUCCGCAGCGUGAAAGGAAAGGAGGGGACAACCCUGAACCGAGCUCAUUUCUGCUCUCACGUUUCUGACCGGAGAGACUGUCCGCUGGUUCCGAUGAAAGAAGUCAAUCGUAACUCGGGGUGUUUUUCAUAACCAGGACCAACCAUCGUCCCCACAUGUGCUGACACGUCUCUCCAGACAUUACACACAUCCCGUCGAGCCCGGCGGAGGAGCACCGACUCGGUUUGACACAUAAGUGAAUACUAUACGAGAGAAGCGCCGAGGGGGGAAGAAAGAUGUUGCUGAAGGAGUACAGGAUAUGUAUGCCUCUCACAGUGGAGGAGUACCGGAUCGGGCAGCUCUACAUGAUCAGUAAACACAGCCACGAGCAGAGCGAUCGAGGGGAAGGAGUCGAGGUGGUCCAGAAUGAACCCUUUGAAGACCCGGCACACGGACAGGGACAGUUCACAGAGAAACGAGUCUACCUCAACAGUAAAUUACCCAGCUGGGCUCGAGCAGUGGUCCCCAAGAUCUUCUAUGUGACGGAGAAAGCAUGGAACUACUACCCUUACACCAUAACAGGUGAGGAGUGCUCAUUCCUGCCAAAGUUCUCCAUCCACAUAGAGACAAAGUACGAGGACAACAAAGGAUGCAACGACAAUAUCUUUGACACAGAGCUGAAGGAGCAGGAGAGGGAGGUGUGUUUCGUCGACAUCGCCUACGACGAGAUCCCCGAGCGCUACUAUAAAGACUCUGAGGACUUGAGAUAUUUCAAGUCGGAGAAGACGUCGCGGGGGAUUCUUCAGGAGGGCUGGAGGGACACGCAGGAUCCCAUCAUGUGCUCGUACAAACUGGUCACCGUCAAGUUUGAGGUGUGGGGUCUGCAGACGCGUGUGGAGCAGUUCGUACACAAGGUUGUUCGGGAUGUGUUGCUGCUGGGACACAGGCAGGCGUUUGCCUGGGUGGAUGAGUGGAUUGACAUGACGAUGGAUGAGGUGAGAGAGUUUGAGCGCACCAUCCAGGAGGCCACCAACCAGAAGAUCGGGAUGUUUCCCCCGUCGAUCUCCAUCAGCGAGACGCCCCUGUCCUCCUGUGCCCUCACCGGCCCCGCCAGCGCCCCCACCACCCCUAUGUGCACUGAUGCUCCUGAGUCCCUCUCUGUCCCCAAGGACCGACCACGCAAGAAAUCUGCCCCAGAAACCCUGACCCUUCCCGACCCUGCCAAAAGUGGGGUCCCGCAGAGCUCUAAGCUGAGCCCACUUCCAGAUUCCAACCAUCUCCAGUCAUCGCCGACGCCGUCCUCCAACUCUGAUCUUACUGAGAUGGAUGAGCAGUAGAAGGACCUUGGGAUGUCUUCCCCCACCCCCUUCUUUACUUAUAUUCCUGUAGCCUAACCUCCAAACACCAGUGCCCGGACGUUGAAGUUCUCUGGCCAUAUCAAAUGAUUUUACAUAAUCCUGGACACAAUAAUCAAUCUUUAUCAGUGCCAUUAACACCAUCCAGGCAGCUGUAGGCUCCACCUCCCUGACAGGGCUGACCUCUUCCCAACUAUUUAAACAACCACCUUAAUGUUCAAUCCAAACAAAGAUAUGCCAUAUCUUUUUUAUUUUGGGUGAGAGGCAGUUUCUGAUAUUGUUUGAAUAAAUUAUGUAUUGCGUUAUCUUAGCUUUGUUGUCUUUGAUCAGAUGAGCAGACACCCUACUAUCUGUUAAACUAUGAAUCAGUUGCCUUAUCACCACAGAGCCAGUGUUUUUUUUUCUAGUUUUGUUGAAGUGCGCAAAUAAAAACAGAUUUUUUUUAAAUUAGAGGUUAAAUCCAGAUUAGCACAGUAGACAUAAAGAUUUAGAGCAACACUUAGCAGAGUGACAGUCAAGUGCCCUCAUAACAGGAGAGUUUCCUGAGCGGUCCAAACUGGCCAGCAGAUUGGAUCGCACCCAACCUUUCCAUCACAAACCCCAACAACAAAGCAGAUGCAAGAUGAGUACAAUCACAGAGAGUUUACUCCUCAGGUCUCCCCAUCUUUUCCCAACUCGCUCUCCAAAGGCAGGGAUAUAACCAUACCUUUCUGCUCCUUCUUAUUGCCGAACAGCCGCAUUUAAUACCUCCACAAACUACAACACAGCACCUGAUGUAUGUACUCUACCAGUCUACUUAACCCUAGGAAUGUUUACACAUCCCGAACCUUGGAGCGUUUGUGUAUUUUAGCAUGACAAUUUAAUGAUUCCUAAACUUAAAUCUGUCAAAGUUGCACUGCAUAUAUCUUGUUCAAGCCAACCAAGAGGUCAGUAUGAUUACAAAAAACAAAUUCAAAUGUUGCCUGAAAUUAAUGCUGGACAUCACAUGUGACAUAAAGGUGAUCAAUAUUACCAAAUCAGCAAAUCACUUUGAUGUCAUAUGUAGGAAAAAAGGCCAUUUUGGUGAGUUUUGAAGCACCUACUGAUCUUUGUGCACAGAGGCGGUCGUACAAAUUCAAAGCCUGAUUUGAGGAGAGGGGCACGUGCAUCAAGCUGACUUGAGUAUGUGCCGGGAUGCAUAACGUUAGCUGAUGUGCUGAUGCCUUUGCUUUGCCUGUAAUGGUGGGUAAUACUGAGCCAGUGCUUUGGUUUGCAGGGAUAUUGAAACACAGUGACCCAAUAUUUUUUACUGGGCCUGUGCUGCAAGUUAUCAAGUAAGAAAGAGAAACAAAUACAUGAAGACAACAAGUUAUUCUUUGAGACCUGUUACGAUGCAAAGAUAUGAUUCAAGGAGGGUUUAAUAUGCUGCAUGUAUUAUUCACAGCAUAUAUACAUGUUAUGUAAAGUAUAUAUGUAUAUACUGUAAAUGAAUGGAUCGGUAACGUUUAUUCUGUGAUGCAACUGUAUGAAAAAGUGAAUGCCAACAUUGGAAGCUCUGUACUAAUUUUGUAUAGUAGAAAACUCAGAUUGUGAGUGAGAGCGAAGCAUGUCCAGAGAAUAUAGGCCGACAAAGUCUCGCAACUCAGUGCCUCUGCAUGCCAACUCUUAUCAUCGCCUACCAGUGUGUAAACCAAAACCUCUGAUUGUCUUAUUAUCUCCACAAACACAAAACAACAGUUUCUUUGCCUGUUUUAUAUUUCAGCUUACGCAUUUAACGGAGAAUUAAAAACAGCUAAAGCACAAAACUAAAACCCCAUUUCCCUGAAAAGUUGGGACGUUGUGUAAAAUGUAAAUAAAAACAGAGUGUGAUCGUCUGCAAAAUGUUAAAACCCCAUAUUGAUCUAAAAAAUAGCCCAAAGACAACAUGUCAAAUGUUGAAAUGGAGAAAUGUCUUUAAAAAAAUGAAAGAAAAUUAUAUUGAAUUUGAUGCCAGCUGAAUGUUUUAAAAAAAAGUAAGGACAUGGGUCAUGUUUACCGCUGUGCUGCAUCACUUUGUCUUUGAAUAAAACUUUAGAAGAGGAACUGAGGAGACCAGAUUCUGAAAUUCUGAGAGUGGAAUUUUUACCAUUCUCUGGUCCAAACAAAUCCAGAGCAUUCAGGACCAGAAUCUAAACUUAGAUCCUGAGCCCAUGCAGUGGCAUCCACUACAGAGUCAGGUCUGUUUUUAAUGCAGGACCGUCUGAUGAUCACGGCCGCCCAAUUUAUGUUUUCUGCUUUGUCCCCUCAGAAAAGCUUCAGAGAAUCUGAAAGGAAUCUCUGUGAGGUAAAGCUGAUUUUAAACCAAGUCAUGUUUCUAACCUUUUCCCGUCUUUUGUUACGACUGUCCCAACCUUUUUUGAAACAUGUUGGCAGCAAACCCAACGUGGACGUAAUUUUCAAAUACAUUUCUGAGUCUUAACAUUUAACAAUGUCGUCUUUGUGCUGUUUUCAGUCAAAUAUUGAGUUUCAAUAAUUUGCUUAUUAUCACACCCUGUGUCUAUUUACUGCAACUCAAUGUCCCCACUUUUAAGGACAUGUAGUAUGUGCAUCAUCAGAACCAACUCAGUAUAUUUGCAGAAAUCUGCAAUCUUCUAUUUUUCCAUUCCCAUUAUUUCUGAGUUAAAAGCGCAGACACAUUAGUGCACUUUCCAGUCUUCGACGGGUUACUAAACAAUGACGUUACAUCACAGUCUUUUUCGGUUUGUCGGACCAAAGUCCUUCAAUACAGCAGAGUGUUUAUGAAGAGAUUUAACCAAGGACAGUCCUCCGGGGUCUUGCCAUAAAACAAACAAACUGUUAAUAUAAUGUACAGUUUCUCACUCGCUUUUGUUAAAAAAAAACAAAAAACUGUAGCUAUUUAUCUGUAACUGUAGCUUCUGUCUUUUACCUUUUAAUGAUCACAAACGUUCUGUUCGAGUUCUGGGCCCUCUGUUUGGAUAAAGCUUAUACAUACAUACAGCUCUGGGGAUGACCAUCUCUCUUGUCAGGAACACAGAGAUCCAGGGAUGCUAUCGAUCCACUGCGGGCUGUUAAACAUACAAAUGCAAAACGUCCACUUGCUCUGUUUAAAAGAGUGACAUAUUAGGUAUUGUAAAUACUGUUGUUAAGUUUCUUACAUUGACAUGAAUGUGCUCAAAGAUUUCAGACCAUGAAGGAUAUGCUGUCGUGUGUUUGAAGGAUGACUUCUUCACAGACUCACAUGAAGGUUUUUUGAAAUCCUGCAUGUGUGUGUGUAUCAGUGAAGUCCUUUAUGGAGGAGAUCCAAUUCAGUAUCAUGAUUCCUCAUUGUAGUGCUGCAAUUUUGCGUUGCUUUCGGUUGACCUUGCAGAAGUUGUAAAUCUAAAUGAAGCAUUUCUUUUUUUUUGGUGGGGUGGCUGCUUUGACGUUUACUUGCUUUUCCUUCUUUUGAAUCGUAAUCCUGCUGUAAUUUGAUUUUGUGGUUGCUGUAUCGUUUGAAGGAAGAUCUAAAUCUGUUUAUCUUUGUUGCUUUUGAGAAGAGGACCAAGCGUUUCCCUCCUCCUGGUGCACUUUGCAUUCGACUUGUCGUGUUGUUCUCCUGGAGCCUGUUGCACAAAACCAGGAUCCCUGAGUUAGUUGCAGAAGUGCGUCGAGUGAACAAGGAGAAUCUCUGUGUGCGUCACUCUGUGCUGGAGAUCAGCUGGGACUCUGCAGUGCUGAGUCAUCCUGCAGCGUGAAACAGGCCCCAGGAGAGCCGUUCCUGUUCGGCUGCUGGAAGUCACUCGUAGUUCUUCCUCUUUAACUUUUAUUGUAUUUGAUAUAUUUUUACUGCCCUUUGAGGUUCUUUUGGUUCUCUGUUGUAACUUUACGUUUCUUCUGAAAUAGACAAAUAAACUUUACUAGCUAUUGAAA